Toxotes jaculatrix (banded archerfish) is the source of this 3293-nucleotide messenger RNA. Its product is annotated as coiled-coil domain-containing protein 178. NCBI's taxonomy places the organism in Eukaryota, Metazoa, Chordata, Actinopteri, Toxotidae. The transcript is spliced from 20 exons. Bases 1 to 2550 code for a protein of 849 amino acids. The record is from RefSeq and is a predicted model, not a curated record.
AUGCCAGACGUUGAACCCCUGAGAUUCCCAUCAAGGGAAGGACGGCCCAGUCAACAAGAUCAAGCAGAUCUUCAAGUCGUCUGCUCUGGUAGACGUCGCACUUGUGCUUUGCUCAAUAGUCCCUCACCAUGUGUCAACAAUGCUAUUUACCACAUGCAAGAGCUGAAGAUGACAGUGGAAAAUUGGUGUCAACAGUAUGGAAAAUAUCAGCCACAGCUCGACCAGCACAAGCACCAAUACAGCAAAACUCUAAGAUUGCAAUCCAGAGACUCAGACACUGAAUCAGUGACGUCUACAGAGUUGUUUGUCGAAGGCAUCGCAAUUAGCGCAAGAGAAAGUUGUCCAUUAUCGCCACUCUUAAAUAAAAUAAAUGAUGUCCUUGGAGAGGUUGUGUAUCUGAUUGAGAGGCUGGAGGCUGAUCGUCAGUAUGCAGAGGAAGCUCUCCACAAAGAGAAGAGAAGAAAAAGAUUUUUGGAGAACAAAGUUGACAGUAUCUCACUGUGGAAGCAACAAGAGCAUUCUUUUGUUGUCCAGAAAGAGCAUGAGGCUUGCAUCAGAGACAUCACUGAACUGAAGUGGCAGCUAAAAUUGGAAAGAGAGAAGCUUGACCAGGUCCAGGAAAAAUUGUCACACAUUGAGUUGUUGAACCAGCACUUACACGAGGACAUCAACUUUGCCAAAAAACAAAUCCCCAUUGUGAAAGAAAACCUGGACCUCCAGAGAGACGUCAUAAAUCAAAUCAACACUACACAAGCAGAGGCUGAUGAAGUAUACUCAAAAACACAGAGUGAUCUCAUGAUGGUUCAGAAGGAGUUAAAAAAAAUGGAACUGGACACCAAAAAUGAAAAACUGUCAUUGGACCAUGUUCUGUUGAUGAUGAAGAAUCAGCUGGAUAACAAAGUGGAAGAUUUAAACCAGUUGAAGAUGCUUGAGAAAGGUCUGUGUGCUGAAAUAAAUGAUGCUGAAAGGACAGUUGCUCUUACAGAAGAAAAGUGUGCUGCCAUAACACAACGUAUCCCUGAAAUGAUGGAGCUCGAGAAAACUGAAAAAGACCAGAUUUUGCAAUUGAAACUUCAAAUUGAAGCUGAAAUGCAAAAGAAUAAGAAAUCCAAAGAGAAACUAAUGGCAUUGCAAGAAGAUGUUGAGAGAUCUAAACUUAAUGGGGAAGCCGAGGUUUCCUGCAUAGAAGAGCAGCUCCAUUCAAAACGUAAUGCCUUUGCUGCUCUCCGCAAAGAAAACAUGGAGUAUGAACAGAAUGUUGAAGACUACAAGAUAAAAAUAUCUGAGAGUGAGAAAGCAGUGAAGCAGAUGUGUGAGGAGAGGAGGCAGAUGCUCCAGAAAAUCAUUGACAAUGACGAGCAGUGGGAAAAAGCCAAGGAGGAAGUGACCCAAGUUGUAGCCCAGCACAGUGUCACCAAGACUAAGCUGGAGGAGCAGGAGCAGCUCACCUUCAUGGAAGAACAGAGGGCCAGGAAAGAGAUUGAAAACCUGAGGAAAGAUCUGACAGGUCAAAUGACUGCCCUGGAACUACUGAAGGGUCAAUGUACAAAUAUCAAUGAAGGACUAAAACGACAGCAAAGGAGCUCAGAGCUAAACAAAGAAAAACUUCAGAAAGAAUUUGAAGAUGCAUCUUCAGCAACAAAAGCUUUGGAGACAAAAAUUAAGAAAAUCAAGAAAGUGACAGAAAAUUUGGAAAAGAUUCAGUGUGAGCACAGGAACAAGUUACUCAACCUUGAGAAGGAGAAAAAACUCAAAUGUGAGCACCUGAAAGCUGCCCAGGAUUUACACGCUGCCACUAUAAAACGAUAUGACAACAGUCUGGGCAGGAUCGGUGACCUUAUGAAGAAGAGCAAAGAAUCCCAAGAUGCUUCAGAUAAAAUGGAAAAAAUAGUUGAAAGCAUUCCAGAAGUCAUAGCGGAACUUGAGAGUGUGUUUGAUGCGGUGGAUUUCAAAAACAAAUCAGCUGCUCUCAUAAUGAGCACCUUGAAGUCUGAUAUUAAUAACUGCCAACAACAAACACAGCGAUCCAUGCAGACACACACUGCUCAUGUUACAGCGAGAAAAAAGGAAAUGGAAGACACCAAGGAAGCACUAAAAAUUGCACUGGAAGAGAACAAACAGCUGGCCAGCGAGUAUGAAUGUCUUAAGAAGAUCCUUGUGGAGGCCAAACAAGAGGCAGUGUCAGCACUGAGCAAGAAAAACCAUGAACAUAAAUCUUUUCUUUAUUACACACAGCUCUCUUUGUUGCAGAAGAGGAUGCACAAAGCUUUGGUGAAAUACUUCAAACAACGCAGCCUCUACAGCCAGGCUGAACUGGACCGGUGCCAGGCUCUCUCUCAAGAGACCAACCAGAAAAUAAAAACAGCCCAGGAGGGGUUGUCAGAAGAAAUUCAGCUCAUCUCAGCAUUCCUGCAAGCCUUGACAGAUGACUCUACUACCACUGAUGAUGCUGGGGUGAACAAACAAGCCAGUCCAGAUGCCCCUGGAUCGAAUGACAAAUCCAUAACAAUGAAACAGGUGACUUUCAUGCUGCUGUCAGGACUGAUCUAAUUUUAGCUGGGUGAAUGAUUGCAAUUGGCUUUGCCUCAUCAGAUAAUUAAUCUAUGUCACCAUUAAUUGGAAAAGAGAAUAAUUACAGGCAGUGUUGACAGAAAUUCUACGCUUCUCCAGAUUUCAAGAUCUAAUUACAACUAGUGAAACCCCAUGACCUUAACUAGCACUUAGUACACCUUGGCCACCUUGACCAUGCCCAUGUGAAGACCACUGUCUCUGGAAAGACCCUGUUUUUGCAAUCGCACUGCGCGCUCCUCCACUCUCUUCACUCUCCUCACUCUCUGAAAGCUGUCUCCCUCAAUCACUUUUCAAUAUUCAAUCUUAAUUUUGUGGAAGUUUAGCAUUUUCAAUGAGCUGGAGAUGAAUGAUUAAUGAAUAAAUUUAAAUGCUUCAUUUUGUCCAUGGAUCAUUAGUUAAGUCCUUUGUGGGAAGGACCUGAGAAAGGAGUGAAAAUUAUUGAGACAUUAGCCUGAAGCAAUCCAGGGGUAAAUAGUGUGCACAAAAGGAUGUUGCGUGUGCACUAUCCACUGGCUUUUCUAAAGAACCCUGGGGAAACACUGUUUUCAAUUUGGAAUCGUAACUGAAUCACAUUUAGUACUUGUAGAAAAUUGAUUUUUGUUUCAUCAUGUUUCAACAAUGUCAUACUAAUGGUAGACAACACUAAUGUCUCCUCCAUAUAGACCUUAAAAGUUAAGUAAAAAUGUUUCUGGAUAAACAGUACUUGUCUAAAUAUUAUCAGA